Molecule: messenger RNA, 1791 nt
Organism: Melampsora larici-populina 98AG31
Lineage: Eukaryota; Fungi; Basidiomycota; Pucciniomycetes; Pucciniales; Melampsoraceae
Exons: 2
Coding region: 1-1791 (596 amino acids)
Source: RefSeq, a predicted model, not a curated record
AUGGCUUCACCCCAAUCCUCCACCCAGUCUACCAAGGAUUUACAGCAAUCGCAAUUGGCUGAUAAUGCCUUCAACACAGCUAAUCCUAUGUCAUCCCGGGUAUCUCACGGUACGAAGGAUCGAUCUAUGUCAACUCCAGUGAAGGGUCUCAAGAAUUCUGGUAGUGCUACCCCGAAACUGUUCGACCAAGAGAAGACAGCUUUACCAGUAGACUCUCGCCACCAGCUGCAUCACAAUGGAAAAGGACAAGUUACAACGGGACUGCAAUCUCAACCGGCACCGAAACAUGAGCCCAUGUACAAAAAGUUAAAUCAUCUACUCCAUAUCCUAGAAAAUACCUUUUCAUCCAUCCAUCCAGCCUCAGGCACACAGAGAGGACCAACCUGGGUCUUCAUCUUGGUUCUUGCUUUCUUUCAAGGUUGUGUAGGGAUCAUCAUCAGCAUCUUAUCGCCAGUUUUCCUACCGAAGAAAUUUGAGAGCAGGAGCUCAAUGAUAGCUCCAACGGUUCCCACCAUACUGGUCACAUCUCCCAACAAACUCUCACUUGCACUCGACGCUCAAAAGCAUUCUGUACCACUUCUGAUUGCAGUCGAAUCGCAUUCCUUACCGGUCAUCGAUCUAUUGCAGCAGGAGGCAAUACACAUCAAGACUGAGAACUUGCCUCACCUCUUUGAUCAAAAGUCAUCGAAAAAGUCGUUUCGAUCUAAACUAGAAAAUAAACGAAUUCUCAACAAAGAAAAGAUCCAAGCUCAUAAACAUGCUAUCUGUGCUCUUGUUCGACCCAUUCUUCUUGAAAGUCAGGAUGUCUCAAUCCCUCGAUCCAGUUCAUCCGACUCAUCAUCAGAUAAUCGCCAUACUCCCUUACUCAAAAGAAUGACUAAGGGCAAUUCACAAAAAUCACGUAAAGAGGUAUUAGGUCAUCUGGAAUUUUCAAUUCAACGAGUUCGCCCCAAGCCUUGCCCGAACCAAUCAGUUGAGCCAUUUCUCAUUCGGGAGCGUGCUCAAGCUUCGGACAUUAGUGAAACCUCAACCAGUGGCUCGGACACAUCAAGCCCGAAGAUCUCACCCGAUGGCGUCUCUGCAAGCAAGGCACUUGCGUGGCCUAUGAUUGAAGUACCAGUUGUCAAACCAGAUUCGAUGCACCCCUUUCCUAUCCCCGUGAUUCAGAUACAGGAUGAAGACGAGAUGCUGCCAUCGUGUUCUUCGCCUAUCUCUUCACGCAGCUCUUCAGAGGCGUCAAAUCACGGCAUAGUUCCAAAUACCUCAUUUGAUCACACGCGUCAGAGAUGCCAGAGUGACUCUGUGCUACGUCUCAAGUCAUCACCAAAGACUUCUUCUUCUCAACAACUUCCACCACCAUCAGUAACCGGUCGCCCUCCCAUCACCCGGCAGCGUUGCUCACCUUCAAUUCCUUCGAAACUCGGACAUUCUUCUCUUCUCCGAGAUCUCGUUAAACCUCCGAACCGUAGCGUUUCUACCUCAUCCACGGGCUACAAAAUCAGAGGAAACCGUUCAUCUUCGAGCUGUUCUUAUGAUUCCGCUUCAACAAAUCCUUCAUCCGAUGACUUCUCACUCUCAUCUCGUGAAUUGGACUCAUCAGAAGAAGAAUUCACUGCAAUUCCUACCUCAUAUGCAAUGGAACCAGAUGAAAUUGACAUCAAGACUCCAAUUCCACCACAUGUUCCUUCUAACCAAUUUUAUAGAAUGCGUGGAAAUGCUAUGAGAGUCCUUUCAGCUAAAGUCAAUAGCCUUUCUCGUUCGUCUUCUAGUGCUAAAUUUCCUACACUCUAA